GAUGAAAAUGUGUCAGGUAAUAUUACAGGGCUCAAUAUUGAAGAUUUUGGAUGAAAAUGUGUUAGGCAAUAUUAUGAUUUUGGAUGAAAUAGUGUCAGGUAAUAUCAAUGAUCUUGGAUAAAAAGGUGUCAAGUAAUAUCAAUGAUUUGGGAUGAAAAUGUGUCAGGUAAUAUCAAUAAUUUUGAAAGAAAAUGUGUCGGGUAAUAUCAAUGAUUUUGAACAAAAAUGUGUCAUGUAACAUCAAUGAUUUUUUUAAUGAAAAUGUGUCAGGUAAUAUAAUGAUUCUCCAGAUAUAUCCAACUGUCAUAUUAACAUUUUAUUAAGUUUAUUCAUUGCUUAUACUCUCUCUCACUCUCUGUAUAUAGCCUGUUAGAUUUUACUCAAGGAAUGUUGUCAUAAUGGGCGUAUGACGGGAUGGCGUCAUACUCGGGAAUUGUGGGAGAAGUCUCGUGAGCACUACUGCGAGACGCCGCGAGAUCUGAGAGGAAGAACAGCAGAUCUCGAACAAACUGAGAAAGAGAAGGACGUGCUCCGAACUCUUCCGCUUACCACCGUCUUUUCCGCGCCAUUUCGAACAACCGCCGAACAACUUACCUCCUCGACUCCUCCUAAACUAUCUCCCUACACCUUUACCCUUUUGACUCCCCCCAAAUUUCUCCCCCUCGUAAGAAUGUUUGGCGCCGGCCGGAGAAAGAUAGCCCCCCAGCUCGUUUUGUCUCGUCACCGGCCGAGGACGCCGAGCUUGAGUGGCAUUCCACGCCAGCAGAGCUGUCGAAAAGGCUGGAAGACGAGCUUUUGGAUGUGACCCGCCAACUGGAGAAGAUGAAAGCAGACCUCGGCGCCGAUUUGGAGAGGGCCGGCAGAGUUCGCACCCCCCUCCCCACCACCACACCGGAAGCCGCCGACGGAGGUCAAAGGUCUCCCAUCCCAGAAAUCCCAGCGCGAGUUAAAGAUGGCCGCCCGGAAGCGCACACAAGGGCGCUGCGUGCAGAGCUUCGAGAGCCCAAUCCUCCCGUGAGGCAGAACUUUCCGACUUUGCGGGAGGUUCGGGCCUUUCAGCAGCUACAGAGUGACCCUACAGAGUUUUCCCGGCACAUUCCAAGAUAUACCGAAGCGGAACAGUGGGGAGCAGCGGGCAUCGAGGGCCACCCCCCUCCCCCCAAGUACAACACUCAGCAAGUCCAGGAAGGCCUCCCACCUUCACAGCAAGGUGAUGCCUGGACUCUACUUGAACAUGACACCCUGCGCACCCAGCAGCAAGCUUUUGCUGCUUCCACGCGGGCGAACCAUCAGACCCAGUUCCGAGCGUACAUCGCAUUCUGCAAGUUCUUUGGGAAGGUGCCCAUUCCAGCGUCGGCCCAUCUCUUGUCAUGCUACGCUCAGUUCUUGAGUCGCUCACUCAAGUCACCAGACACGAUCGCACAUUACCUCUCAGCCGUGAAGCUACUCCACCAACUUCACGGCCACUACCAGUUCAGCCUCCAGCAAUUCGAACUCCAGCAGACUCUCCGCGGCCUGAAGAAAAUCCUACGGCACCGCCCCAAAGGGCAUCACCCCAUCACCCCAGAAUUCCUCCUAAAAACACGGGAGUUCCUCAACUUGAAUACUUCAAAAGACGUUACCACCUGGACAGUCUUAUUGAUCGGUUUCUUCGCCUACCUACGAAGAUCAAACCUGGUGCCCACGACCGCGAAAGCUUUCAAUAACACCAAGCACCUUCAGCGACGAGACAUCCUGUGCGUUAAGGAAGGCCUUCUCAUUCAGAACACUUGGUCUAAAACUAUUCAAGCUAACGAGAGAGACCUCGUAGUUCCCAUCCUGGCGAUUCCAGGUUCUCCGCUGUGCCCCGUGGUAGCUUACAACAACAUGCUACAACUCUGCCCAGCGCCACCCGAUGCACCGGCCUUCCUCCUCCCACCAACCGCACGGCGUCGGUACCGGCCAAUGACUGCUUCUACUCUCACCAAAGAACUAGCUCGUCUAGUUAAGCAAGUCGGUCUGCCGAAGGGCUACCACACGCUGCACGAUCUACGCCAUGGCGGAUACACCCUGGCUUUCGAGGCUGGCGUUCCUCGAGAGCUACAAAAGCAACACGGUGAUUGGAGAUCGGACGCUGACCUGCUCUACCUCCGUCCAUCGGUUGAGCAACGUCUACGUGUACCGGCAGCCAUGCGGCAUCUCAUCCUGCAGCGCUUGUAAGCAGCUCUCCACCAACCUCGGAGUCUUCUUGGCCCCUGCGGAUUGGCCUGUGACAUCCUGUGUUUGUACGAGAUUGUACACGAAACAGCAUACAAGACUGAGUAAAGAUGUCACUCGCCCAAUACGACUCCUGGUGAUUGACUGAGUGUGAACAAUUAU
Messenger RNA from Branchiostoma floridae (Florida lancelet), 2358 nucleotides. RefSeq lists its product as uncharacterized. Gene Ontology annotation, biological process: DNA integration; DNA recombination. Lineage: Eukaryota; Metazoa; Chordata; Leptocardii; Amphioxiformes; Branchiostomatidae. The transcript has 2 exons. The record is from RefSeq and is a predicted model, not a curated record. Bases 823 to 2199 code for a protein of 458 amino acids. Gene Ontology annotation, molecular function: DNA binding.